CAGCUCUCCGCUCUGCCGCUCUGUAUGGAGCCUCUCACUUAUGAAUUGACAUGGAGGAUGAAGAUGGGACUUGUCUACUUGAUGUUUUGUGUGACCCCCAAGCCCUGAACGACUUCCUUUAUGGGACCAAUGAGCUGCAGACUGAAGACCUGCUCAUUAACCCCUCCUCUGGGGGGGGUUCACUCUUCACAGACGCCCCGAGCCCCGGCUCUCUGCUUGGAGAUGGCAGCGACCCCCCGGACUCGCCCCCCCCCGGCUGUGUGGAUCUGUCCUUCCUGGAGGAGGCGCUCCUGUCCUCUCCGGAGGGUGAGGAGGACCCCGAGGAGGAGCUGGGGGGGACGACACCUGUGCAGACUGGAUAUGAGGGGAAGAAAGGGGGGGUGCAGUGUGACAUCCUGCAGCAGAGCCUCCAGGAGGCCCAGAUCACGGAGCAGACCAUGGCUCUGGAUCCCGGGGGGGAUAACCUGUCGCUGUACUCGCCCCCCUUCAUACCCAGGGACACCCAGGCAGCGGUGGACCCCCCCCAGCCCUCCCUGCUGGCUGUGGGGCCCAGCUGCCCCUCCCUGAAGCCGGCCGCCCAGCUGAUGGGGCUCCUGCCUGGGAACGUUUUCCCCGAGACCUUCUCUCUGAGCUCCAUGAUCCUCCACAGGGCCGUCCCCAGGCCCCUCCCCACCCCCCUCCUGAGGGCCCCCGUCCCCCUCCUCAUCCAGUCCAAGCUGCCAGUCAGCAUCCAGCCCCGUCUGGUCCAGAUCAGCCCAAAACCACCGGGGCAGAAACAGAAACAGAAUCAGGCUCCGAGUCUCACCUUCGUCCCCGGGGCCGCCUCACCCAACAUCGUACUCUCCCCCCCCCCUCAGAAGCCUGUGGCCCCCCCGGCCCCCCCGCAACCCCCCCUCCCCAAACAGCUGAGCCUGCAGCUGGUGAACCCCGGAUCCUUCCUGCUGCAGCCUCACAUCUUCCAAGGCCACAACCAGUACCUUCUCCAGGGCCGGGCCCCCGUCACUAUCUCCCAGCAUGCAGCUCGGCCCCUGCUGGGGUCCUCCGCCGGUGGCCCUCAGAUCCUCACGGUGCCCCCCGCCUCCACCCCUCAGAUCCUCACGGUGCCCCCCCGGCAGCUGAACUUCAGCUUCACCUCGCCUGCAGGGCAGCUGGCGCUCCGGCAGGUUCUUUCCGGACCCUUACAGCUGCAGUCAGGGGCCCCGACUGUCUUCCAGAUGCCAGGGGCUUACGCUGCGGGGGGGCCGUGUAGCACUCUGGUCCACGGCCCGGCGCUCGGGAACCACAUCACCCUGAUCAACAGUUCAGGGGUUCUUCCCCCCGACCUCACCUCCAUCUCCAUUGUUAACGGACCCUCGGUGGUACAGGGGCGGCCCUUUGCUGCACGGGCCCCUGCUCUACAGACUGAGGGGCCCCUGAGCCGGCAGCAGGCCUCUGUGGUGCUGCUGCCUGAGAGAGCGGUGCAGGAGGAGAGGGGCCCCGAGGAGAUGGGCCCCGAGGAGACGCUGCAGCAGAUCCUACAGGUCCUGCAGCCGGUGACGGUGCAGCCCCCCCCUGCAGAACUACAGUCCCCCCGCCCUCCUGCAAUCACCGUCCUGCAGCCCCCGUCUGAAGCCCCGCUGCCCCCCCACCCGGCUGAGGAGAAACUCCUGAUGCCCCCCAUAGAUGUGACCACCUUAGAGGAGGAGGCGACCCCCCUCAUGAGUCAGAACGAGGCCUUUAUCCAACAUCUGCAACAGGCAGCUCUGAGCCCCCCUCUCUCCUCUGAGCUGUUGGCUGCAGACCUGCCGAUGGAGACCCUCUCCUCCCCGGACAGAGAGACCCCCCCCCAGAGCCAGGACCCCGUGGUCCAGAACCUGGAAGCUUCUCCGAUCCCCCUCAACCCCAAAGACACGUCUCUCAGCCUCCCCCCCUCCCCCCUUCAGGACGCAGAGAGAACCAGCUGCAGGUCCAGUCCUCUGUCUCCCAGCCUCCGUCCCCCCCCCCAGCCUGAUCCCCAGUCUUCAGGUCUCUCCACAGGAGGAGACCCCCCCCCUGUCCAACAGCACACACAACACAAGCCAACAGCUGCCUUGCUCAUGGAGCCUGAAGCGUUUCCUCUCCAGCCGUCAUCUCCUGCAGCCUGGGGUCAUGGUCAGGGUCAGGGUCAGGGUCAGGGGCCCCCAGAGCCCAGAGAGCGGACCCCCACCCUGAGGAGCCUGCAGACCUGCACCAAGCCUGCAGAUCCUCCACAGAGAGAGAGUCUCACACCAGCAGCACGCAGGCACCGGUUCCAGCAGCGGUUGUGUUCGGACCAGGCCUCGGUUCAGGCCUCUCUCUCCGGGCCGGCCUUCCCCUCGCUGCAGGACGCCGUCUCUCGCCUGCUGCCGUUCCACUGCUGCGCCGGAGAGCUGCCGACUCAGCAGCACUUCAACACAGUGGAUCAGGAGUUUGAAACGGUGUCAGGCUUCCUGCUGAAACGCACCAAGGACAUGGUGAACAAAUACAGGCAGCUGCUGGUCCGAGAGGCUCAGCAGGAGAGUCCGUCUGCAGAGAUGGUGAUGUUGGAGCGUCUGUUCCUUCAGGCCGAGCGCUGUGCGUUAGUGGAGGACAGACGGAGGGUCCGCAGAGACCCCGAGUCCUUCCUGUCGGCCAUGACCCCCUCCUCGUCUUCCCUCCCCCCCUCCUCCCCCCCGGCCUCCUGGUCCCGGCUCUCGGACCGGCCCCCGGGUCUGAAGACGUACCGCUCCAGCUCCCGCGGGGCCCUCAGACUCACCAUCAAGCACGAGUCCGGCUCCAGGAAGGUGGUGCACAACUCCGCCUGCGAACAGGGCCUCAAACGGGACCACAAGGGGCAGCUGACCAACGGGGGGCCCCACCCUCUUCUUCUGGGCCCCCACCCUCCUCUUCUGGACCCCCACCCUCCUCUUCUGGCCCCCCAGGAGACCCCUAACGGAGCCCACCCUCCAGAGGAUAUCCCCGACACAGAUUCCAAACUAAAACCUCUCCCCACACCGCAGAUUAAAGGCUCUCCUCACAGAGAAGUCAGCGCCCCGAAGGUAAAAUGCUCCCGUCCGGAAGCCCCCCUCCCUCGCCCGCUGCAGGAGGACCCCCUGCUGAACGAACACCUGCAGAGCGCCAUCGACAGCAUCCUGGAGCUGCAGCGCCUGCAGGGGCCCUCAGGAGCCCCCCCGCCGGGCCCCUGCCUGGACCAGGGGGUCAGCAGCGCUCUGCAGCUGUGA
This is a messenger RNA of Trematomus bernacchii (emerald rockcod), 3218 nucleotides long. RefSeq names its product BRD4-interacting chromatin-remodeling complex-associated protein. The record is from RefSeq and is a predicted model, not a curated record. Gene Ontology annotation, biological process: positive regulation of DNA-templated transcription. Gene Ontology annotation, cellular component: SWI/SNF complex. NCBI's taxonomy places the organism in Eukaryota, Metazoa, Chordata, Actinopteri, Perciformes, Nototheniidae.